Messenger RNA from Gymnogyps californianus (California condor), 2268 nucleotides. RefSeq names its product kelch like family member 1 (gene KLHL1). The record is from RefSeq and is a predicted model, not a curated record. The transcript has 11 exons. Gene Ontology annotation, molecular function: protein binding. NCBI's taxonomy places the organism in Eukaryota, Metazoa, Chordata, Aves, Accipitriformes, Cathartidae. Bases 1 to 2268 code for a protein of 755 amino acids.
AUGUCCGGCUCCGGCAGGAAAGACUUCGACGUGAAGCACAUCCUGCGCCUCCGCUGGAAACUGUUCAGUCACCCCUCGCCGGCGGGCGGCCCGGCGGGGGGCGGCUGCCUGCCGCCCGACAGCAGCUUCGAACACUGGGGGCCCAGCCAGAGCCGCCUGCUGAAGAGCCAGGAGAGAGGCAACAGCGCCUUCUGGAAGAAAUCCGCCUCCUCCGCCUCCUCCUCCGCGGCCACCACGGCCAGCCCGCCCAACGGGACGCUGCUGCCCGCCGGCGGCCGGCCGGGCGGGGGCCACGGGCUGGGGCACGGGCACGGGCCGGGGCCGGGGCCGCCGCCGCCCCGCACCGUCUUCUACGUGGAGUCCCUGGAGGAGGAGGAGGAGGAGGCGGAGGCGGUGCCCGGCGGGAUGGAGGUGGCCCGGGAGCCCGAGAAGCCCCUGGCGCCGCCGGAGCGGGAGGAGGCGCCGGGGGACUGCGCGGAUGGAGGCAGCCGGGCAACAGGUGACGGAGGCGGGCACAGACUGUCAGGAGCCAGCCACCCCUUGCCACCCCACUGCGACAUGGAUUCGUGUAGCUCUGAGGAAUUCUACCAGGCUGUUCACCACGCGGAGCAAACUUUCAGAAAGAUGGAGAGCUACCUGAAGCAACAGCAGCUCUGUGACGUUAUCCUGAUUGCUGGGAACCGCAAGAUACCUGCACAUAGACUUGUCCUCAGCUCUGUCUCUGACUACUUUGCUGCCAUGUUUACAAGUGAUGUUUGUGAAGCCAAGCAAGAAGAGAUCAAAAUGGAAGGCAUAGACCCCAAUGCACUAUGGGAUCUUGUUCAGUUUGCAUAUACAGGCUGCCUGGAAUUGAAAGAAGACACCAUUGAAAAUCUUCUAGCAGCUGCCUGCCUCCUCCAGCUCCCACAAGUAGUAGAGGUUUGCUGCCAUUUUCUAAUGAAGCUUUUGCACCCAUCCAACUGUUUGGGAAUACGAGCAUUUGCUGAUGCACAAGGAUGCACAGAGCUUAUGAAGGUGGCUCACAACUACACCAUGGAGAAUAUAAUGGAAGUUAUAAGAAACCAAGAAUUUUUACUUCUACCAGCUGAAGAACUCCAUAAACUUCUUGCUAGUGAUGAUGUGAAUGUUCCUGAUGAAGAGACCAUUUUCCAUGCCUUAAUGAUGUGGGUGAAGUAUGAUAUGCAGAGGCGAUGCAAUGACCUAAGUAUGCUACUUGCUUAUGUCAGAUUACCACUGCUUCCACCUCAGAUAUUGGCUGACCUAGAAAACCAUGCGCUUUUUAAGGAUGACCUAGAAUGCCAGAAGCUUAUUCUGGAAGCCAUGAAAUACCAUCUUUUACCAGAGAGAAGAACUCUCAUGCAGAGUCCAAGAACUAAACCUAGAAAAUCUACAGUUGGGACACUUUAUGCUGUUGGAGGAAUGGAUAACAACAAAGGUGCUACAACUAUUGAAAAGUAUGAUCUCAGAACAAAUAUAUGGAUUCAGGCUGGAGUGAUGAAUGGCAGGAGGCUUCAGUUUGGUGUUGCUGUCAUCGAUGACAAGCUGUUUGUCAUUGGAGGCCGGGAUGGUUUAAAGACAUUAAACACUGUUGAAUGUUACAAUCCAAAGACCAAGGCUUGGACUGUGUUACCACCAAUGUCAACACAUAGGCAUGGCUUAGGAGUUACAGUGCUUGAAGGGCCUAUUUAUGCAGUGGGAGGACAUGAUGGUUGGAGUUAUUUGAAUACAGUUGAGAGGUGGGACCCUCAAAGUCAGCAGUGGACAUUUGUGGCAAGUAUGUCGAUUGCCAGAAGCACUGUUGGAGUAGCAGCAUUAAAUGGCAAGUUAUAUUCAGUUGGAGGUCGGGAUGGAAGUUCGUGUUUGAGUUCAAUGGAAUAUUAUGAUCCUCACACAAAUAAAUGGAAUAUGUGUGCUCCUAUGUGUAAGAGAAGAGGAGGUGUAGGAGUGGCUACAUGUGAUGGCUUUCUUUAUGCAGUUGGAGGCCAUGAUGCUCCUGCUUCUAACCAUUGUUCCCGACUGCUGGACUAUGUAGAAAGGUAUGAUCCAAAAACUGAUACAUGGACAAUGGUGGCUCCACUGAGUAUGCCUCGAGAUGCUGUUGGUGUCUGUCUCCUUGGUGACAGAUUAUAUGCAGUAGGUGGCUAUGAUGGUCAAACAUACCUGAACACUAUGGAAGCAUAUGACCCUCAAACUAAUGAAUGGACACAGAUGGCUUCCCUAAAUAUUGGAAGAGCUGGUGCCUGUGUUGUAGUCAUCAAACAACCAUGA